Molecule: messenger RNA, 4094 nt
Organism: Silurus meridionalis
Lineage: Eukaryota; Metazoa; Chordata; Actinopteri; Siluriformes; Siluridae
Exons: 2
Coding region: 60-1538 (492 amino acids)
Biological process (GO): base-excision repair
Cellular component (GO): nucleus
Molecular function (GO): DNA-(apurinic or apyrimidinic site) endonuclease activity; double-stranded DNA 3'-5' DNA exonuclease activity; phosphoric diester hydrolase activity
Source: RefSeq, a predicted model, not a curated record
ACCACCAUCUGACUGCUUUACACAGUAUAAGGUUCAAACAAGAGUUUCGAUCAUUAAUAAUGACAGCAAAAACAGAAUCAACCCUCAAGUUUGUCUCCUGGAACACAAAUGGUCUCAAAUCAAACAAUAAGUUUUCCACCUUGUUGAAAAUUCUUAGUGACAUCCAGGCUGAUGUUGCCUUUAUACAAGAGACACAUGUUGGGCCAGAUUGUUAUAAAAAAAUCUUGAAAAAUCAUGAAGGCUGGAACGUCUUUUUCACUGUGCACAGCUCUAAAACAAAAGGAGUCGCAAUACUGAUAAAAAAAACUGUAAAAAAAUUUAAGUACAUAUGCCACGAUGAGGACUGCAAUGGAAGUUACAUUGUGCUUUUCUGUCAUCUGUUUGGUGAACUUCACACCCUUGUUAAUGUGUACAAUCAUAAGGCAGACAAAUUUUUCUUGGCUAAAUUGAAAGACUAUCUGGUGGAAACAGCUGAGGGUGUUCUAGUGGUUGGAGGUGAUUUCAACACGGUUUUACAUCCCAGCUUCGAUCGGAAAUCUUCAAGUUCUCAAGCAAGACAUUCACCAUUUAGAGAAUUUCUUGAAUUGUUCAUUGUUUCUCUCAAUCUCAGAGACACUUGGUCAUACUUACGACCGACUGAUUGGGACUAUACACGACGUCAGAACAACAGUUUCUCCAGGAUAGACAUGUUUUUGCUUCCAGAACACAGAAUGGAACGUGUGCGUACUAUCACUGUAAAGCGCAAUAUCACUGAACAGCCAAGUUUUUCUGAUCAUUUUCCUCUUGUACUAGAUCUUACAGUUCGGCACGAUACUGAAGAAAUACUUCCGAAAGUUGCCUCAGUGUGGUGUAAGCCUUAUGAACCUGACAACAGACCAGGAAAGAUUAGUGGCGCAGAAAUAGUGAGUGUCAUUAAGUCAUUGACGGAAUCAGAAAAGCUGCCACUUAAUGGAAAGGAUGUGAAAAAGUUUAAAAAACAGUGUUGUCAACAGAGUGAGGUCUUAAAAUAUGAAUAUAAUUCAAUGAUGGAGAACAAAAUGAAAUAUGAUCAUUCAGAAAACAGACACAUCUGUAAUAUUCAGAGUUUGAUAUUAUCACAAAUUUUGGCAAGGCGCCUCAGUGCAUUUAAUUCUUUCAAGGGCAAGAAAAAAAUGGACCAUAAUAAAUGUUCUUAUGUAAAAUUUCAGAAAGGCCAACAGAAAAUCAAAUGGUCUUUCCUUGAGCACAUUGUUAAGAGACUACAUCCUGAGUUUGCCAAACAUGCCCUACCCCCAGAUUUCAGAUUUCUGAAUUUCCUUCUUCCGAAAGACCCAAUCUCUUCUGAGUUUAGACUUUUGGAGUCUGGGUAUCCACUCACUAAUGCAAUCAUUAGGCUGGCUCUGAAAGAGCUGAAAGUGCUAGUUUCAAUUAAUUUUUGUAAGGGAACUGUUUGCUAUGAAAGACAGGUGCUGUGCAUACAUACAGAACUAAAUUCUGAUUUUCAGAAUUUUUUCAUGACCUGUAUCCAAGAAGAAUCAGGACUUAAAAUAAGCUUUUAAACAUUGAAGAGUCUGCCACAGAUAAAGACCAUCAUUAAAUCUUUAUUUCUUACAUACAAAGUGAUCUUCAGUUAUGUUACUUCAAAAGAUCAAUUCUGUUUACUUUACAUCUGUUUUACUAAUUGGGAUUGUUUAUUUCAAUAUCAAUAGUUUUGAUGGCUAACGUGAUUGCAAAUGUGCAAACAGACAGUAAAUAAAAUGCCAUUUGUCAAUUUAUUUUGAGCAAGGCUUAUUGUUUAUUUGAAUAGUCAAACACCAUUUCUUAAAUAACAUUUUUCUUAACAAUGGAAAAAAUGUAUCCUAAUACAUGCUUAAAAACAAACUGAUGUAUCUCAUUUUUAUAUAUACUAAUAAUCUCACAAGCUUAAUUUCUUUGACAAAAUAUGGCAAACAUAGAUUUUUGCUAUUUAUUCUAGUCAUAGUUUUAUUAUCUUGUCUUUUACAUCUUCAUAUCUAUAACAACAUGUACAGUAUAUUACAGUUUUAUGUCCUCUGUUAUCUACAUUAAAAAAAUGUUUGCUCUUUUUGUUUUACACCUUCAAUGUACUCAUUGCAAAUAUUAAAUGUAUCUUGUCUAAUGCAGUCAGUGAUUCCAUGCUUUACAUCAGUAAAAUGACUACAAGAACAAUGAAAUUUCUUGUCAUCUGCUGUGAUCUUCUCAUGCUACCCAUUGUAAUUGCUUGAAAGCUAUCUUUGUGUGACUUUAAGUGUAGAAUGAGUGCCCUGUAGGUGAAUAAAAUGUUUCAAUAUUCUGGAAUAAACAAAAACAUAUGCUGUUUUUUCUUUAAAGGUAAAAAGGAACAAACCCUCAAUAAUCUGGAAUGUCCAUUAGUAAGAUGCAGUCUGACUCAUGACUCAUGAGUCAAUUGCCAGCCUGGUGCGGCCUUCCAAUCCAAAUACCACAAUAAGCACCACCCUAUUGCUUGCUUGCUUUCUGCCAUGGUCCAGCCUGAGUCCGACAAGGCGGCCUCUCAAGCCACUUUUAAUGCCAAGCUACAGCCUGAGGCCGUCAGGGUAGCCUGCAAUGCCACGGUUCACACCACGCUGCAGCCCUAGGCAGACGGGGCAGCAUCCCAAGACACAGUUCCAGUCAUGCUCCUCCCCCAGCCUCCCACACUAUGCGCACCCCAUGCUUGAGCCUGAGGCUGACAGGGCGGCCUCCCACGCCAUGCUGCACUUAAGCCUGAGGUCGACAGGAUGGCUUUUCAUGCCACACCACACACUGCACUCAAGGUCAGGGCAAACCGGGCUGCCUCCCAUGUCACAUUUCCAGGCCCGUCCAGGCAAUUCCAAGCCAUAGGCCCAUGAGGGGUUCUCUGACCAUGACCAAACCAUGUCAGGGGGCAACACAAAGGUCAACAGGACAGAUAAUGCCUGCCACCAGGACCAGGUGUUCAGAUGGGCAGAACAGGGGACAGACCACCGAGGGGAGACAUUGUAAAACAGCACUCCACAAUGAGUGCCUUUUGGAGUGGGUGGUUGUCAGGGUUUACCAACUUCAUUUUGUUUGUGGCACCAGCUAUGGCAUCCCCUCACUCCAUGGCCCGGUCAAGCCAGGGGACAACAGCCUUUCCAUCCUGCUCGUCAUGCUCAUGGCACAGUUUGGCAAUAUGACCUCCAUCCAGCAAUAUGUCAUCAGAGAGCUGGGUCCAGCGACCUUAACAAAGACAAUGCCUGCCUCCAGGAAAAGGAUUUCGAACGGAUAUUUGAUCCAAAUGAGUCAGACUACUGAGGAGAGACCUUGUAAAAAAACAGGUAGAGUGCCUUUGGGGGGAGGGGUGGUUAUGUCAGGGAUUCCCACCUUUGUUUUUUUUGGCAGCAAGAAGCACACAAUAAAAUGCAUGCUGGCUGCAUGGUUUGUUUUAGGUUUCAUGAGCUUUUGUUUUGUUUCUGUCUCACAUAUCUUCUUUUGAUUCAUUCGUCAUGUCCCGACAUUGGUCCUUAUAUUAACAUAUCAUUAGUUCACAGGUGUGCCCUUUUUCUGUGUUUGAUUAAUAUUUGUACAAAUACCUCUUUGGAUUCACGAAGUAACUCGACUCCCUUGUAAUGAUUACACAGCUGUUUAUGUUCCACAGUUCAUGUGCAUGGUUUCACAAUUUUGCAUCUAGUUUCAGUUUUACCCCUUUACACCUUUACCCCUUUACACCUUGCCUGUUUCACGUUUACAUUUUUGUACUUAUUUUUAAACUCAAUGAUUCGGAAUAUCUGCUUAUUUAUUUAAUAAUCACCUAUCUGUACUUGCAUCCUCUGUUUCGCUGUAAAUUUGCUCAGCAAAAAAUUAUGUGUAUUCUAUUAAAAAAAAAACACAUAUUAGUUUCAAUGAUCUGUAUUCAUUGUGGGCUCUCUGUCUAUAACUAUAAUGGUCAUGCUAUAACAUAGUGAAAUUUUUUUCUAAUUAUGUGUAUUUAGAUUAUUUCCAGAUUUCAUGUAAUUAUUAGGUGUAGAAACCAAAUAAAAUGAGUCACCUGAAUGACUAUACCUAGUUCCCAGUUCCCUAAUAAAUAAAUCUACACUGGUCCGCAAGAUUACAAACUUAAUACAAAUAUAUCUCUUGAA